Messenger RNA from Pectinophora gossypiella (pink bollworm), 930 nucleotides. RefSeq lists its product as uncharacterized. The record is from RefSeq and is a predicted model, not a curated record. Lineage: Eukaryota; Metazoa; Arthropoda; Insecta; Lepidoptera; Gelechiidae. The transcript has a single exon. Bases 1 to 930 code for a protein of 309 amino acids.
AUGGACGAACCGCAGUACCAAGAGUCGAAGCAGACGUUGUCCAGUGAAAGCGAAGAGGACGGGGUUAACACGCGACCACGACGCAAGCACAUCAAGAUGGCGACGCCCACUUUACCGGCACCGUCAUUAGCGCAACUACCGCCACCGGCAGCAAACGGACCAUCUCCGGUGCAGUUGCGUAUACCGCCAUUCUGGCCAGAAAAACCGACAGUUUGGUUCGCACAAGUUGAAGGUCAGUUUGCAAUAAUGCAUAUCACUGAUGACGCAACCAAAUUUUAUCAUAUUCUGGCCACCCUGGACAGGCAGUUUGCGGCAGAAGUUGAAGACGUUCUCACUGGCCCCGCCAGUUACCAACGUCUGAAGGAAGAGCUUAUCAAGAGGCUUUCGGUGUCCCGCGAAAAUAAGGUCAAACAGUUACUCAUGCACGAGCAGUUGGGUAACCGAAAGCCAUCACAAUUCCUGCGACACCUCCAGCACUUAGCGGGACCAGCAAUACCAGAGGACUUCCUUAAAACUAUAUGGACGAGCCGUCUUCCCACUGGGUUGCAGCCAAUCGUUGCGUCCCAGCCUACCCUGUCCCUGGAUGCCCUGGCCGAACUCGCCGACCGGGUAAAUGACAUCGUGGCGCCUUCGCAGCAGGUCGCAGCAGCGUCAACAUCAUCAUCGUCAUCACCGAUCGACGAGCUGGCACGUCAGGUAGCGGAGCUGACGAAGCAAGUCUGCGCCCUGACAAUGCAAGCCAGGCACCGACCACGAUCCAGAGAACGAAGGUCCGAGGCCAGGAACCGCUCCAGAUCAUCAUCACGCAGAUCACAAUCCAGUUAUCGGAGACACCCCAUCUGCUGGUUCCACAAUAAGCACGGAGCGAAGGCGAACCGGUGCAUAAAGCCCUGCGAUUAUCACUCGGGAAACUUCCCGGGCAGUCAGUAG